Messenger RNA from Schistosoma haematobium, 6351 nucleotides. RefSeq lists its product as uncharacterized. The coding region runs from base 1 to 6351 and encodes 2116 amino acids. Gene Ontology annotation, cellular component: actin filament bundle; plasma membrane; cell junction. NCBI's taxonomy places the organism in Eukaryota, Metazoa, Platyhelminthes, Trematoda, Strigeidida, Schistosomatidae. The transcript is spliced from 22 exons. The record is from RefSeq and is a predicted model, not a curated record. Gene Ontology annotation, molecular function: actin lateral binding. Gene Ontology annotation, biological process: actin cytoskeleton organization; actin filament bundle assembly.
AUGGAAAAUUGGAUUGAAGAAAAGGAGAGAAUUUUGUUAACAUUCAAUCCUGUAAUAUAUCCUUCGAUGGAGUUUUUGAAAUCUUUACCAAUACCAUGUCCUAUUACUGUUACGGAAGAAAUUAUUCAUGCUAUAUCACAACUCUCUAUACAAGCUUAUCGUUUUAAAACAUUUGAACAUGAACUAAUAAGUCAUGCAAAUUUAAGAUUAAGUGAAAUUGGAAUGCUUAAUGAAGGAUUAUCGGAAAAUUUAAAGAAGCUUGACAAAGAAAAGGAUUUUAGUAUUCUUCAAUUUAUUCAGUCUACUAUAAAACUUAAUUUAUCAGUCGAGGAUUAUGUAAAUGACGAUGAAGAUGAUGUUGAUGAUGAUGAUAAUGAAGAGGCACAGGAGGAAGAGGAUAGUAGUGAAUCCAGAGAUAAACCAUAUGAAAUCAGUGUGGAUAAAGAAAGUAGUCAAGAAUUUGUUGAAACUAACCAUGAAAAUAAAAUGUUUCACCUCCGUACAUCGAAAAACUUUAGUGAUGAACAAACUGACGACAACAAUGUUGACGAACCAAAAUAUUCAAAAUUAUUAGAUUAUAUUAACAAGAAAUGGCAACGUUUGAAGCUUUUACUCAAUGCGCGUCAUGAACGGUUUGAAUUGGCUGCAUAUUUAUCAAAAUACCAUACUUUAUGUCAAAGUACAAAAGAAUGGAUAAUACGUAAAAGAGAAUUACUCAUCUCAACUGAUGAUUUAGGCACAGAUUUAAAUAGUGUUAUGCAAUUACAAAGAAGAUUACUAGGUUGGGAAAAAGAUUUUAUUGCAUUACAAGGUGAAAUCCAAAGUCUUAAUUUAGAAGGUGAAAGAUUAUUGAAAGCCUUAAUAGAGGAAGCUCCACAAAGAAGAGAUUUAUACCUUAUCUCCGGAGAAUUGUAUGCUUCAAAAGAAGUCAAUCAUUUAAGAUUAGAGUUGAAUCAGGAAUGGGAACUUUUAAAAGUAGAAUUAAAAAGUCGUCAAGACAAAUUAUUAGCUUCAGCUGAACUGCAACAAUUUUUUCAGAGUUUAGAUGAAAAUCAGUUAUGGUUACGUAAUAUUGAAAUUCGUGUAGCAACACAUCAAUUGCCACUGUCUGUAGAAGAAGCCAAAGCUGAAAUUGAUAUGCAUAAAGAAUUAGGUGAACAGAUUUUAGCUCGUAAAGAUGAAUAUAGUGAUUUAAUAAGUUACGGACGAUGUAUUACAGCUGGUGAAACAGAUGCACAUUACAUACAACUUGAUCAACGUUUAGAUAGAUUAGAAAACGGUUGGUCAGAAUUAAUGCAAAUGUGGACAUAUGAACAAAAACUUUUACAACAGAAUUUAAACUUUCAGAUGUUUUUACGUGAUGCACAUUUAUUUGAAACUCUAUUGUCAACACAAGAAAGUAAACUAAUAAAUUAUCAACUCAUAAAACAAAAGAAUACAAACGAUAUUGUUGCUUCGUUGAAAUCUCAAAAUGAAAUUGUUCAAUGUUUAAUAAAUGCUGAUGAAUCAUUGAAUCAUUUAUGUGAUACCGGGAAUCAACUCAUUAUAGAUAAAGUAUAUUCAAUGGAGAAAAUACAAAAUAGAAUUUUUUUUAUAAAAAACAGAUAUAUCACACUACUUGAUGAAGCUCGUACACUAGUGGAUUCAACUAAAGAUUUAAUAGCACUUCGAGAGAAUAUGCAACAAAUUCAAACGCUUCAAGAAUGGCUUAUAGAAAAGAAAGAACUUGCUGAAGAAUGCGAUCAGGCAGGUAAACUAUCAAAUAUGGGUUCACUGGUACCAUACAAAGUAUUCGUCAGUAAACAAUAUACACAACAUCGCGUACUUGAAAGUGAAAUUGAAUCUAAUAAUGAUCGUAUUGAAAAGGUUUUCCAAAAUGUAGUCAAUACCAUUGUACAAUAUCCACGUAUUGCAGAUCAAUUGAGUGAAUCACUUGGUAAUUUAAUGAUACUAUGGGAGAGUCUACGUAAAUUGAUACGGGAAAGAGGUGAUUAUAUGGUUCAGUUACACAGGGCGAUUAUAUUUGAAGAUGGACACAACGAAUUAAAUCGUUGGUUAGAUAAAUUUUUUAUAGAAUUUUUAUCUUUUAAAUCAUUUGAUCAAUUAAAACAAUUCGAAGAACAUGCUGAACAAGAUCCAUCAAUAAUGGUGGAAAGUUUCAUUGAACAAUUCACAUCAGAAUAUAAUCAGAAUAUGAAAAUGAUUGAAGGAACAACAGAAUCAUCAAGUAACAUUAUGGAAUAUCUUAUAGAAAAUAAGUUUAUGAAUCAAAAUUGGACCAAUAAAGCUAAUAUACCAGGUUGUACUAGUAUGAAUGAGGUAUCUUCUUAUUUGAACAAAAUGAUCGAAUGUUUAAUCAAUAUUGAUGUAAAGAAAAAACUUCUAGUGGAACUUCAUGAACAUUCCAAGAUCCUAUCAAAUCUUGAUAACCAAAAUCAGAAUACUGAAGUAAAGUUAAAAAUGCAGAGUUUAAUCAAGAAAUUUUGGAAAAUUCAAAUAUUUGUUUAUGAACAUACUAAAGAACUGAAAGCACAAAAACACAUUUAUCAACUUUAUAGAGAUUUAGAAAAUGAAAGGAUUUGGACUCAUGAAAAACUUCUUUUAGCCGAUAACACUUAUAUUGGUCGUUCCUUAUUUGCUGUAAAUCAGCUAAUCAGGCAACAUCAAUUACUCAUAAAAGAAGUAGCUAAUAGGACAAAUAGAAUGGAAAUCACGAUACAAGAUGCAGAUAAUAUUAUAACGAAAUUUCAGUCAACAUUUGAAAUAGUUAUAGAUGACGAUUGUAAAACAAUUCAACAAUCGAAGAUUAGAUCGUCUGAGAAAACAAUGACUAUUCAAACAGACAAUCAUUCUAUGAUACAAAUUGAAUUAUCAACUGAUAUAGGUGUAAAAUAUAAAAUCCCUAAGAAAAUUCUAAUCGAUUUGCAUACAUUAGUGAUAGAAUUACGUUAUGAUUUAAAAAAUCUGAUUGAUCGAAUGUCUAAACGUACUGAACGAUUAAAUAUAGGCUUUCAAUGUUUUACACAUCUUGGUGAAUUUGCAGAAUUACGCAGUUGGUUACAAGAGUGUGAAGAUAUGUUACUUUUAGAAUCAAGAGCUAGUCGUGAUAUAAUUACAGCUAAAACGGAACUUAAAAAACAUGCUCAUAUUGAAUUUCGUGUAAAUACGCUGUUAGCAAAUUGUGUUUGUGAUUUCAAUCAGAAAUCAUUGAAACUAAUCAAUGAGUUUUUGGAACGUAAAGAAAAAUACAAAAAUCAACUAGAUUUAAUUAAAACAAAUGAAAAUCUACAAAAAGUUGUUGAGCGAUUGUCUGAAAUGCAAGCUGAGAAGUGGACUGCUCAAAGUCAAUUGUCACAGUCUAUUCUACAUGAUGAAAAUAUGAAUAAAGUAAAACAAAGUUCAUUUGAAAAUUUAAUAAAUCGUCGUAAACUUCGUAGUCAAAUUAAACAACUACGUAAACGUAUCCAAGUUAUACAGUCUAUUCAACGAAUUAUGGACCGUCAAUAUGCAAGUCUGUUAGAUGUUUGCGUACAGAAACGUCAACGUUUAGAAGAAAUUCUAUCUUUAAGCAUUGUUUAUGAAGAAGUUUCAGAAUUGAAAAAUUGGUUAAAUCAACAAAUCACUAUAGCUUCUUCAACAUAUACCGGUCGAAGUUUGAAUGAAUGUGUAUGUAUUAUCAAUCGAUUCAUACAUUUUGGUGAAAAUCUUCUAGGUGAAUCUUUUACAUCAUUUGUAGAAGUUGAACUACAUUCAUUUGAUCCUAUUUCAACAGUAUAUACCAUAAACAUAACUGAUCAAUUUGUACAUACAUCUGGUUUAGCUUCUGAACGUACAGCAAGAGUUAUGAAUAUGUGUCGUUGUUUAAUACGUACAAAACAUUCAGAUUCUCCACGUAUUGCAUUUUGGCAAGAUAUUAUUUCAGAAACAUGGGCUGAUCUACGUGAAUUAAUUUGUUCACGAGUAAAAUUAUUAAUUUCAGCUGCUCAUCGAUUUAUUUUUAUAAUUCGUUGCUCUGAAACUUUGAAACUUGUUCAAGAAAAAUCCGAUCAGUUGUCUCAAUCCAUUGGUAAAGACGUACAAGCCAUUUGUAAACAACUUUCAUUGUUAUCUGCAUUUGAACAAGAUGUCCAAGCUCUUGAACCACUAAUUAAUUGGGUAGAAAAAGCAGCGGAUUACCUUCUUCCUCUUUAUUCUGGUAAUUGGAUUAAACGUUUAAAAAAACCACGUGAUAUUCUUCUCUCUGUCUGGUAUCAACUUAAAGAUAAAACUCAUCUUCGUCGUAUCAGAUUAAAACGUUCUAUUGCAUUAUAUCGUUGGAUAUCCAAUUUAGAUGCUUUUUUCAACUGGACCCAACAAUGUCAAAAAGAAUUAGAACGUAUUGAAAUGGAUAUAUGGAAUAUGAAUCCACCACAAUCUACUGUAAUCAAGAAAUCGAAUCACAUUACAACUGAGAAUAUAAAAUUUGCCAUUGGUCAAGCACUUCAGUUGCGAGCCGAACUAAAUGCUAGAAAUGACAAAGUCAACUCAUACUUAGAAGAAGGUAAAAGACUGAAAGCUUCAUUCAAACAACAUUUGAUGCAAUAUGAUAAGUCAAGAUAUGAAAAGUGCCACCAGCCAUACGAAAUGUCCCAGUUAUAUUCGAAAACGGAAAUGGGAAAACAACAUGGAACUAAUAAUCCAGCUGAUGAAAUACAAAUUUGUAAGAUCAGUGAACAGCAGAAAAAGUUCCGGAAUAAUACCUUACAAAAUGUGAAUAUUACUGACAAGCAUUGUAUUAUAGAAAAAUCUGAACAACACAGUCGAAUCGCAACAGUUAGAUCAAUUUCCUCUGAUCCUCACCUUGAAUCUGUGAGGUUAAAUGCAAAUUACAGUCAGAAGUCAGAUUCAUCAUCUUUGGCAUUAAAUCAAAUGGAUUUACAAAAUGAGAGUCAUAUGAGCGAUGAAGAAGACCAAAUAAUAAAAGAUCUUCAGUUACGUAUGACACAGGUAGUAACAUCAUGGUAUAAUUUGCACAAGAAAUGGCAUCAAAUAUAUGAACGACUAGAAUUACAACUUAGUAUUAAUGAGUUUGCAAGUGUCGCAGAUUCUUUGGAACAUUGGCUGGUACUUCAUUCAGCAGAAGUGGAAUGUUUAGAUAUGGGUGAUUCUAUCAAGGAAACACAAAUAUUAAUUGAUCGAUUAAAUGUUUUGGAACGGAAUACUUUGCCACAAAUCAGCAGAUAUGAAAAAGUUAAACAACUUACAAAGUUUGAACUCGCUGAGAUCGAAGAAAAUAUGCUGAAUGUGCCAAUAAGUUGUGUGAAUAUUGUUCACAGUUCGGAUCUAGAAAAUAUACAAACACUUUUAAAUUACUAUGAAUUGAAUGAAACAGAUGCAUCAAAUGAUCUCGAUGAUUCUAAGCAGAAUGUCGACACGAUGACAGAUGAGAAUGUAAAGGAUACUACUGAUUCACCUGAAGUUAGUUGGGAGGUGGCAGAAGAUUCUAUAAGUGACUAUUUAAUGAGAAAACACGAGUGGAUUAAUCAUAAUUGUAAAUCUCGUGAUCGUUCCUGGUAUGAACUCUAUAUGGUCUUAAAUACAUCAGUUAAACAGCUGUUAGCCUAUAAAAACAAAUCUGAUUACAAUGAAGAUAAUCCUCAAUCCAAUACAUUUCGUGGAGAGACUGGAUUAUUGGUGGGACAGAAUCUAUUAACUGCUUGUGAAACAAAGGAUUAUACGAAACGAUCCAAUACAUUUCGCAUUACAUCUACGGCUACCGGAGCUCGGUAUCUAUUCCAAGCUCAAACCAGUGAAAUUAUGAGAAAGUGGCUUGGUUUAAUCCAAAAUAUCAACCGACAAACGAGAUCAACAUCAGGUCCAACCCUUAUCACUUUAUCGAGACCAUCUGAAGAAUUCCAGAAUCCUUUAGUCAUUGUAGAUAUUCAUGAAACAUUGACUACAUCGAAAAAAUUAACUUUAACACAAAUGUUGAGAUCAAAGACAACUAAUCAAAUAUCAUGUAUGCGAAGACAUAGUUCAACUCAGGAUAAUGAUCUUACAAAUAAUAUAUUAGAGAACACAGAAUCACCACAAAUUCGAAUGAAACGAUUUCCUUCAGUUCGUACAAUGAAAGUAUUUUCACCAAGACAAGUAGUACGUUGGCUGACAUUUAAAUAUUCUUCAUUUUCACCCUCAUCCUCCUCCAGCAUGAGUCAUCAAACGCCUAAAUUGAUUAGAAGUAGUACAUCGCAUAAUAUGGAAUCUGAACAGUCUAGUCAACCAACUCCAGUACUACGCAAAAGUUUAACUUAUGGUUCCUUGCAUAAAAUUAGUCGAUUUUCCAUUACACCAAAGAGUCAUAAAGAUACAUGA